This is a messenger RNA of Drosophila takahashii, 2477 nucleotides long. RefSeq names its product salto (gene salto). The record is from RefSeq and is a predicted model, not a curated record. NCBI's taxonomy places the organism in Eukaryota, Metazoa, Arthropoda, Insecta, Diptera, Drosophilidae.
CAGAAGGUAUUUUUUUGUACUCCUUUAGACAUCGUGCAGCUUGAAUUAUUUAGACAAAAAUUUUGUAUAUAUUUUUUUUCGUUUUUUUGAUCAAAAUAUUCUGUUAGAAAAACACAUUUAUUUAGUUACAAAACUAGUGCUUACAAUCGAAAAUUAAUAUGGCCGCUCCUGUACGUGCUAAUAGAGCCUCCAUGCUGAGGGCUGGGGGAAGAUCUCAAAGGCCCGCCGUUGGCACUUGGGCUCCUGCUUCCACACGAUGUAGCACCUUUGCAGCCCCUCCCAUUGUGAGUCCUGGCUCAGCUUUGAACAGUCGUAGCCGCGACAAAAUUGCCAACAGUCGCGUUCCGAUCAGUCGUAUUCCGAUCCGCCGAACUCCGGAUGCACAAACGCGGAACACAUCCCCAGCCAGGGGAAAUCCUUUGAAAGGACCCUCCACCGUAAGUUCUUGUUCCUUGCCCGACAAGAAAGCUGAAGAUGACAAGGCGUCUAAGCAAAGCGCUACUCCACCGCGACUGACUUUCCUUACCCAGCUAAUGGCGGCCAAAAAAAAGAAAUUAGGUACAAAGCCAGACCGAUCGCAUCAACGGGUCAUCGAAUUGAACAGAAUGCGGGCCUUCGAGUCGCAGAAAAAGAAACUGGAGCACCUGCAGUCGGAGUUCAUGCACAAACUUCGCUCCAUGGGUCCGACUUUUCAUGGUAAGGCCGAAUACAAGUUUGUGGCCGUUGUCAUCAACGACGAAUGCAAAGUCGUGGUCAACCAGGACGAUCUUCUGCGAUUGCCCAAGAACCUGCCUACUGAGAGUAUCAACGACUUGAAACAUCGCUGUCGUGCCAUAGUCGAUUUAGGUUUCGUAAUAUUCUACGACUACAUACCUUUCAUUCAGAAGGCCAAGAAUGAGUUCGAGGCUCGUGAGAAACGCGAGGAGAUUCGAACCAAGUUGUCCUCGAUGUUGAACAAGAAAAUGAACUCCCUUGCGGUUGAGAUCGAUCAGUUGUGUGGACCCGGCGCCAAUCGGCCCGAGGCAACCAAUAAUCAUCUCUAUCGCGAGAUGGCGGAGCUGCGAUCGCAGAAGCAGCACAUGGAGGCCCGAUACUUCGAUACCAAGAAGGAGCACUGCGAGGAGAUGAACAAACUGAGGGACGAGUACGAGCGAAAGCUGGCUGUCCAGCUGGGCAGCCGGGAUCAGACCAUCACUGAGCUGAGGAACAGCCUGCGGAAGAGCGAGGACCUGGUCAGCGAGCAAUCCAUUCGGCUGGCCGAGAAGAAUGCCACGCUGAUUAACGAAGAUGGAACUAUCGAGGAGCUGCGUUCCGAGAUGGCCACGGUCAAGUCGGCCAACCAGCGGAUGCUUCAGCGCUUGGAAGAGGCGGAUGUUGGCCUGGAACGUGCCCGCAGUUCCGUUGAGAAGCACUUGGGAAAGAUCACCUAUUUGGAGGGCGAACUGCAGGAGGCUCGCGAGCUCAUUGUCGCUCUGCAGAAGCGUCCGGAUGUCAUGGACAAGGGCAUUAUGGAAAAGGACCUGAUUAUUGCCGAUCUGAAGCUGCAGCUUCAGAAUAUCGAGCAGCACAAGAAUGUGCUAAGCAAGCAGGUGGCAAAUGCCCUAAAAAAUCAAUCCGACUGUGAGGAUUUGAGUGCGAAAUAUAAGAACGCGGUGGUGCAAAUAAGCGAUCUUAAAGAGGCCCUUAAGAUCACCACCACCAAAUCGGAUUUCCAUUCGAAAGCCGAGGAGCAGUUGCGCAAGGAGAUGGCCAAGAUGCGUGAGCAGAUGGAUAUCGAUAAGCAGAUGCUCAAGGCUCGCAGCGAUCUGAUCAACAGUCUGCAAAAGAACGAGCUGGAGAACCGCACCAAACUGGACCAAAUGUACUAUCAAAUUAGCGAGAAAGACACGCAAAUCAAUCAGGUGAACAACCAGCUGGCCUCGAAGGUCGAGGAGUUCCGCAAUCUCUUCGGAACUCUGACCGAGAAACAGACAGAGGUAAGGAGGCAGGAGCAUGUCAUCCAGUUGCUGAAGGAGCAAAACUCGAGGGUUUCCCUGACGCGAGCCAGUCAGGAUGAGCGGAAUGCCGCCAUGGAGGAGGAGAUCAAAGUUCUCAAGAAGAACGUUCGUGAUUAUGCCAAGAUUAUAAUGGGCAAUAAUGGUCGACCAUUCUUUGAAGUAGUGCCAGCUGGCGAAGCUGAGAGCAGCGGGAGCAGUGGGAAUCCAACCACUGGUAAUGACACCACCUGUGAGUUACUGCAGAGACCCCAUCACUCCAAUCCGCAAGAGCAGGAAGUGUCCGAACCACAUGGUAGAUUCUUUGAACCACUGCAGCACAGCCUGUUGCAUCAUGGACAACGGAAUCUCAGCCCCAGGCAUUCAACACCCCGCUCUGGUCAGCUACAUCAUCCUCGAAACCGUCAUCAUCAUCAUAGUCCUUCGACUCCUCAGUCUUCUGUUCAAUCGCAACGUCACCAGCAAUCUCGAGGCCAUCAUUAA